Messenger RNA from Trichogramma pretiosum, 2472 nucleotides. Its product is annotated as ankyrin-2-like. Bases 309 to 1652 code for a protein of 447 amino acids. Gene Ontology annotation, molecular function: protein binding. The transcript is spliced from 5 exons. NCBI's taxonomy places the organism in Eukaryota, Metazoa, Arthropoda, Insecta, Hymenoptera, Trichogrammatidae. The record is from RefSeq and is a predicted model, not a curated record.
AAUAAAUUAUUAUAGUAUAAUUUAUAACUAAAAUGAAAAUCGCUGAAAUUCAAAAGCAGAAAAAGGUGUCGCACAAACUGAUAAAUUUCGUGCAGGGUCAGAAAAUGAGGUAAAUUUUGAAACUAGUCAGUAUGGUCACUAUAAUAUUGAAGCUAUUGGCCAAGUUGGAUUCCGACUCAAGUUGACUGAUACCGUGAAAGAAGAAUGCAUCUGCUUCAGUAGACCAGAACAAGAAAAAAUUUACGAAAAAAUGGCAUUGUAGUAAUAUGAUAAGAGUGUAAAAAAGUUUAAAUAAUAAAAAGGGCACAAUGAGGUCACAAAAUGGAAUUUUGCUCCACGGAAACCAUUUCGACGUUAAGGAUAUAAUCAAUCGUCCUGAAGAGUUUAUCCGUCCAGAUGAAAGUGGGCACUCAUUGCUACAUACUGCCUGUGAAAUUUCAGAUAUAGAAUCGGUUGAAAAGAUUAUUAGCGUAAAUGGAUCGAAUCUAAAAAACGCUAUUGAUAUGAAAGGAUUAUCACACUUUCAUGUGGUAGCUAUUUCAUCAUAUACCGAUGUUUUGGAAAGGUUUUUAAAAGAAAACGUGGUUCCAGACAUCAAUGCUGCUAUUAGUGAUACGGCCAAAUUUUUACCAGGUUUUACAGCCCUUCAUAUAGCCUGUUUACGGAAAAAUGUAGAGCACGUGCGAGUUCUUUUGAAAUAUGGUGCACACUCAAACGUAAAAAAUGCAUUUGGACAUACCCCAUAUGAAUUGCUUCUAUGGGAAAGUGUAAGACUCAAUCGACUUAUUAUGGACCCUGAAACGAUCAGAUAUUUUUGUACAAAGUCAAAAUACAAAAAGUAUAUUGAAAAGUUCAAGAUUGAUAAAGAGAAAGAUUGUAAAAUUCCUCUAAGAAAUGUUUAUAAAAUGAUUAGACUCAUCCUGAAGGCAGCCAAAGGCAAUAAAGAAUUUGAUGACAAAGGAUUUAGCAGACUUCAUUUCUUAGUAUGCCAAGCUCUGCUGCCAAAUAUUGAAUUAGAGAUUAAAAAAAAUCGUCAUUUAGUGAAUGCUAAAGUCAGCGAGGACGUUCAAUUUUAUGGGGGUCUUACGCCUUUACACUUAGCAGCCUAUUUUCACUACGACGAUAUCGUUUCAUUUUUACUGAAACAUGGCGCUGAUCCUCACAUAAAAACUAAUCAAGAUGAAAAUGCUUUAACACUACGAUUAAUGGAUUUUUAUAAGGCAUUUGAAAAUGAUCCAGACUUUCAGAACAAAUCUGGAAAACGUUCCAGUUUGAUUCCAAGUCUCAUGAACCCAUCCUUGUUGCUCAAUCAUCCAGAUUUCAUUGACAAGUUUGGAAUGAAAACAAUUCAUUUAGCUGUUGGCACGGACUUGGACUUUUUUGAGAAGUUUUAUUUAUCUGAACGGCCAAAUAUUGAUGAGUUGGUUAGUCCAACUGAAUCAAAGUACAAUUAUUAUGAAGGCAAUACACCACUUCAUCUGGCAGUAAUGUUUAAACGCUACGACAUUGCAAAUUAUUUAAUAAAAAACGGAGCCAAUGUCAAUAUUGCCAAUAAAUCAGGCGAUACACCCGUUAAAUUAUAUAGAAGGAAAGAACGAAUGUAUAACUUGGAGCACGAUGAAGGUGACAUCAAUUUUUACGUCAAAACGUGACGUUUUUGGAUAAUAUACAUUAUAUUUUUUUGUAAAAAAGUUUAAACUCAACGGAAUUGAAAAAUUGGAAAUUGGAAGAAAUUUAAUACUACAUACUUAAGCAUUAAAAUUAUUUGAAUACGAAUUAUCAUUCAAAUAGCCAUGAGUAUCUGAUUAAAUUUAUUCUGUAAAUUUAGCACUAAAAGGUAUAUUAUAAUUUAUUUUAUAGUACUCUAACAAAUCGCAACUUUGUUGCUACUUUUAGAUUCUUGUGCUAUUGAAAAUUGAUAGCACGAGCCGAAUGCAAGCUUUUUUUACAAGUUUGAUUGAAAUAGCAUAUUCACCCUAAAAGUAGCAAAAUAUCGUGAUGUUGAGGCUAGAGUGCUAUACAAUAUUUUAUGCAACUAAAUUACUAUAAUAUAAUAAAGUCAAUAAUAUGUUAUAAUAAUGAAAUUAUAACUUUGAUCUGAUCAAUUGAUGUGUACAUGAAAAUUAGGAUAUAGUUCUAAACUGAUAAUUUUGAAUAUGAUUUCGGAGCUGUUUUUUCAAUCACAUCGAAAACAAAUACUCUCGUACCAUUCAACUUUUAUUGUAAAACUUCAUUCUUAUGAGGUGAAAUAAGUACAUGUAAAAAAUGUAGAUACUUGUAUUUUUUAUUAUUAUUUUAUCUUUUAAGUUAUUUUAUCAUUAAUACAUCCAAAUAGAUGUUUACUGAAACAACCUUUCUGCCCUUGUUGUCUCAAAUAUUUGAGUAUAAUCGAUUAUUUGCCAUUAGUAGAAUGUUUAGUUAACAGAUUGUAAAUAAAAAGUGUAUUGAAAAUAAAUGUCUUAUUUUUACAAA